GAACCAUCUCCUCUUCAGACCCCAGGGAUAGUGCGACUGGGCUUCGUGAUCGCUUCACCGAGGCUGCUCCCUGCUCUGCAGGACCGCGGAGCGGAGCAUCCCCUCUCAGUUCUCCCGGGACUGCGGGCUGUGGGCGUGAACACAAUCAAGCAGCAUUUUAAAAUUUUGCUGGAAAGUGGAGACAUGAGACUGAAGAUAUCACUUUUAAAAGAACCAAAACAUCAAGAAUUAGUAAGCUGUGUGGGCUGGACUACUGCUGAAGAACUGUAUUCAUGUAGUGAUGAUCACCAGAUAGUGAAGUGGAAUCUGCUAACCAGUGAAACAACUCAAAUAGUAAAGCUUCCUGAUGACAUUUACCCAAUAGAUCUUCACUGGUUUCCCAAAAGUUUAGGCAUCAAGAAACAGACUCAAGCUGAAAGCUUUGUCCUCACCAGUUCAGAUGGUAAAUUUCAUCUGAUUUCUAAGUUAGGAAGAGUGGAGAAAAGUGUAGAAGCUCACUGUGGAGCAGUACUUGCAGGAAGAUGGAAUUAUGAAGGAACAGCAUUGGUUACAGUUGGAGAAGAUGGACAAAUAAAAAUAUGGUCAAAGACUGGGAUGCUAAGAUCAACUUUAGCUCAGCAAGGGGCACCAGUGUAUUCAGUUGCGUGGGGCCCUGAUUCAGAAAAGGUUCUUUACACAGCAGGCAAACAACUGAUCAUUAAACCUCUUCAACCAAAUGCUAGAAUUUUACAGUGGAAAGCUCAUGAUGGCAUUAUUUUAAAAGUAGAUUGGAAUUCGGUCAAUGAUCUUAUUUUAUCUGCUGGUGAGGACUGUAAAUAUAAGGUAUGGGAUAGUUAUGGACGUCCCCUCUACAAUUCACAACCUCAUGAGCAUCCUAUAACUUCAGUUGCCUGGGCUCCAGAUGGAGAAUUAUUUGCUGUUGGGUCAUUUCAUACUUUACGCUUGUGUGAUAAAACUGGGUGGUCAUAUGCUUUAGAAAAGCCCAACACUGGCAGCAUAUUUAAUAUUGCAUGGUCGGUUGAUGGCACUCAGAUCGCAGGAGCCUGUGGGAAUGGCCAUGUUGUUUUUGCACAUGUGGUGGAGCAGCGGUGGGAAUGGAAAAAUUUUCAAAUAACAUUAACUAAAAGAAGGACCAUGCAGGUUCGUAAUGUUCUUAAUGAUGCAGUGGAUCUAUUGGAAUUUCGUGAUAGAGUCAUUAAGGCAUCUUUGAACUAUGCACACUUAGUGGUUUCAACGUCUCUUCAAUGUUAUGUGUUCUCUACAAAGAACUGGAAUACACCACUAAUUUUUGAUCUCAAAGAAGGAACUGUUAGUUUAAUUCUGCAAGCAGAAAGACAUUUUCUUCUUGUAGAUGGUGGUGGAAUCUACUUAUAUUCUUAUGAGGGACGCUUUAUUUCUUCUCCAAAAUUUCCUGGGAUGAGAACAGAUAUUCUGAAUGCACAGACUGUGUCUCUUAGUAAUGAUACCAUAGCAAUAAAAGACAAAACUGAUGAAAAGAUAAUCUUCCUUUUUGAGGCAUCAACUGGAAAGCCUCUAGGUGAUGGGAAGCUUCUUUCUCACAAGAAUGAAAUUUCAGAAAUUGCUCUGGAUCAAAAAGGACUUACCAAUGAUAGAAAAAUUGCUUUCAUUGAUAAAAACAGAGAUCUCUAUAUCACCUCAGUAAAACGAUUUGGGAAGGAAGAACAAAUUAUCAAACUUGGAACAAUGGUGCAUACUUUGGCGUGGAGUGAUACAUGCAAUAUCCUUUGUGGACUUCAAGAUACUCGAUUUACAGUGUGGUAUUACCCCAACACAGUGUAUGUGGACAGAGACAUCUUGCCUAAAACACUAUAUGAAAGGGAUGCAAGGUGGGACCUAAGGACUUGAACCCAGGUCCUUGCACACUGUACUGUGCACUUGACCAGGUGUACCAUCACCCAGCCGCUGCAAGGUAACAUCU
Molecule: messenger RNA, 1939 nt
Organism: Erinaceus europaeus (western European hedgehog)
Lineage: Eukaryota; Metazoa; Chordata; Mammalia; Eulipotyphla; Erinaceidae
Gene: IFT80
Product: intraflagellar transport 80
Exons: 16
Coding region: 184-1866 (560 amino acids)
Biological process (GO): cilium assembly
Cellular component (GO): cilium; intraciliary transport particle B; centrosome
Molecular function (GO): protein binding
Source: RefSeq, a predicted model, not a curated record